AUGGUGGAUAAUCAGCCGACCUUGGUCGAAGGAUGGGAUGCUUACAUUCAGGCAGAAUACAUUGAAAUACAUUAUAUUUUGUUUUUCAAGAGAAUCAACAAUUUCCAUUUCAAAAUUAUGGUGACGAACAAAACUGGUUGUGAAAGAACACCGAUAUACCACUUUUGUUUGGACAUAAAAAAAUGGCACAUUGACCGGGCACGCUUCCCAAUUCCAAUGCCUUUUUGGAGAGACCACAUCGAGAGAUACUUUAACAACUACACUAAGGUUGUCAUCAUGUUCAAUGAGAAGGUUUAUAAAGUUGAUGUAAUUCAUGGUAAUGGCAAGAAAUUGUUGCAAAACGGUGGUGCUCGACAGGUUGUGAUUGAUAGUGGCAUUUUGGUUGGUUCUUCAUGCAUGUUCACCCACGUCGGGCCACUCAACCCGGAUAAAGUGAUCAAGUUUAGGGUUAGGAUUUGUUAG
This is a messenger RNA of Striga asiatica, 462 nucleotides long. The record is from the annotation of a GenBank genome assembly. NCBI's taxonomy places the organism in Eukaryota, Viridiplantae, Streptophyta, Magnoliopsida, Lamiales, Orobanchaceae.